AUGGCGGAGGAAAAGUCUACGGCAGUCCCAGACUCCAGCACCAGCGAAUCCGACGCCGAGAUUGCCGUUAAUUCCGUGGAUGAAAAGAAACUCCUGCGAAAACUCGAUUGGAAACUUCUGCCUGCAGUCUCAAUCCUCUAUCUCCUCUCGUUUCUCGACCGCAGCAAUGUCGCCAACGCACGCAUCGAGGGCCUCACAACCGACCUGCACAUGACGGGGAACCAAUACCUCACGGGCCUGACUCUCUACUUCAUCGGCUACGUCUUGUUCGAGAUACCAUGCAACAUUGUGCUCAAGCGAACGACGCCGAAAUUCUGGCUACCCACCCUGACGAUUGCAUGGGGUAUUGUCGCGACGCUGAUGGGCGUAACGCAGAAUCUCGCUGGCUUCUUCGUGGUGCGGUUUUUUCUUGGACUCACAGAGUCCGGCCUCUUCCCAGGCGUCGUGUACUAUCUGAGUAUGUGGUACAAGCGCAAUGAGCGACAAUACCGCAUCUCGCUCUUCUUCAGCUGUGCCUCUCUCGCGGGAGCUUUUGGCGGCAUACUCGCCUGGGGCAUCGCCCACAUGCACAACGUCGGAGGCUACGCCGGUUGGCGCUGGAUCUUUAUUCUCGAAGGGCUCGCCACAGUCCUCAUCGGGACCGCCGCCUACGCCUUCAUCCCCAACUACCCCAACAGCGCGCCGUGGCUCACGCCCUCUGAACGCAGCGUGAUCCACACGCGACUGAAAAGCGACAGCGACGCCACCAACGACGAGGCGUUUUCAUGGUCUGAAGUCGGGCUCGCGGUGCAAGAUGUCAAAGUGUGGCUUUAUGCCUUUGCAUUUCAUACCAUGAGUUUGCCGCUGUAUACGCUGUCUUUGUUUCUGCCAACCAUAAUCCGCGACAUGGGCUACACAUCUGCGCAAUCGCAACUUCUCACGAUCCCGCCGUACGCCGCGGCCACGCUUCUAACGCUCAUGAUUGCGAUUCUGUCGUCGCGCGCGCGGCUCCGCGCGCCCUUCAUCCUGGGCACGACGUCGCUCGCGAUAACCGGCUAUGUCAUCCUGCUCGCGAACACGGCGCCGAGAACGCGUCCGGGCUUGUCGUACGCGGGCACCGUGUUGGCGGCAGUGGGGAUUUAUCCGUCCGUGGCGCUCGUGCUGUGCUGGCCGGCGGUCAAUGUGAGUGCGCAGACGAAGCGCGCGACGGCGAAUGCGCUGCAGAUUAGCAUUGGGAAUCUGGGCGCCGUCAUGGGAACGCAGUUGUAUCGCGCGGGCGACGGGCCGCGGUACAUCGUGGGGCAUUCGGUUGCGCUGGGGUAUUUGGCUGCGAAUCUCGGGGUCGUGAGCGUGCUGUGGGUGGUGCUUUUGAGGGAGAAUGCGCAGAAAGAAAGGGUGUUGGCGGAUGAGGCACGACGACAUGGUCAUGGGGACGACGAAGAUUCGCUGGCGCUGGGAGAUGGGGAUCCGAGAUGGAAGUUCCAGAUAUGA
Exserohilum turcica Et28A is the source of this 1470-nucleotide messenger RNA. RefSeq lists its product as uncharacterized. Bases 1 to 1470 code for a protein of 489 amino acids. Gene Ontology annotation, cellular component: membrane. The transcript is spliced from 6 exons. Gene Ontology annotation, molecular function: transmembrane transporter activity. Lineage: Eukaryota; Fungi; Ascomycota; Dothideomycetes; Pleosporales; Pleosporaceae. The record is from RefSeq and is a predicted model, not a curated record. Gene Ontology annotation, biological process: transmembrane transport.